Racocetra persica is the source of this 2106-nucleotide messenger RNA. Lineage: Eukaryota; Fungi; Glomeromycota; Glomeromycetes; Diversisporales; Gigasporaceae. The record is from the annotation of a GenBank genome assembly.
ACUGCUAUUGUAGAAUUUGUGCGAGCAUUAAGCUGUGUCUCGUGGGAAGAGAUACAGUCUUCAACCAUGACAGAGCAUCCAAGAAUGUUUAGUUUACAAAAACUAGUUGAGAUUUCAUAUUAUAAUAUGGGUCGUAUCCGAAUGGAAUGGUCUAAUAUGUGGGCCAUAUUAGGUGAUCAUUUCAAUAUGGUGGGAUGUCAUCCAAAUAUUAAUGUUGGAUUCUUUGCCAUCGAUUCUCUUCGUCAGCUUGCAAUGCAAUUUUUGGGAAAGGAAGAACUUCCUCAUUUUAAAUUUCAGAAGGACUUUUUAAGGCCUUUUGAAUAUAUAUUAGUCAAUAAUGCCAAUAUUUCCAUAAAAGACAUGGUGUUGCGUUGUGUUCACCAAAUGAUACAAGCUCGAUCACACAACAUCAAAUCUGGAUGGAAAGCUUUAUUUGGUGUUUUGUCUGCUGCAGCAAAAGAAACGAAUGAAUCAAUUGUUAUAAUGGCAUUCGACAUUGUUAAAAUGAUAGUAAAAGAUCAAUUUGAUGGUAUUGUAUCCAAUAGUACUUACCCUGAUCUUAUGGUUUGCCUUACGGAAUUUUGUAAAAACAAGCGAUUUCAAAAAACAAGUCUUCAAGCAAUUGAUCUUAUGUGCAUGUCUAUAGUAAAGAUGCUAGAGUAUCCACAAUAUAAAAUACAUUCUUCCAUUAAUGGACCUAAUGGCGUUGCGAAUUCGACUGGAGUCAAAAUUACUAACGAUGAUCCUUCAUUCAAAUUUUGGUAUCCAUUACUAUUUGGAUUUCAUGAUGUUAUAAUGAAUGGCGAAGAUUUAGAAGUUAGGACAAGAGCCUUAAUUUCUAUGUUUGACACCCUUAAAAAAUAUGGUAAUACAUAUUCUUUAGAGUUUUGGAGUGUAAUAUGUCGUCAAGUUCUUUUUCCUAUCUUUGGUGUAUUAAGAUCACGUUCGGAUAUAUCCAAAUUCUCAAGUCACGAAGAUAUGAGUGUUUGGUUAUCAACUACUAUGAUCCAAGCUCUUCGUAAUAUGAUUGAUUUGUUCACACAUUAUUUCGACACGCUUGAAGUAAUGAUUGACGGGAUAUUAGAUUUACUUGGUUCUUGUAUGACACAAGAGAACGAUACGCUCGCGCGUAUUGGGAGCUCUUGUUUACAAACACUGAUUCAAGAUAAUGUAAAGAAGCUUGACUAUAAGCAUUGGGGAAAAAUUAGUUCAAUGUUUGUCCAGUUAUUUGAAACAACUACUCCAUAUAAUUUACUUAAUGAAGGACACUACUUCAUUGAUGCUGCUAACCAAUUUUCAGAAAAAUCCAAUGGGCUUACCGAAAUAUAUGGUCAAAAUGGGCAUAAUGUAAACGGGUUCGUUUCUGAAAUAGAUUUGAACACUCGAUCCAUGAUUGAAGAACAUUAUUCCGAACCCGAACAUACAUCAACAACCGUGACUCAUGAUGAGCAAAGAACCCAAAAAUUCAAUAAGAUUAUUAUAAAGUGUCUGCUUCAACUAUUGUUAAUAGAUACUGUAAAUGAAUUUUUAAGCAAUGAUACGGUAUACGAGUCAAUUCCCGCCGUGCAUUUAUUGAUAAUUGGCGAAUGCUUAAACAAAUCAUAUAGCUUUGCACGAAAAUUCAAUGAAGAUAAAGAAUUGAGAGUGGCACUCUGGAAAAUAGGGCUUAUGAAACAGUUGCCCAACAUGCUUAAGCAAGAAUCAAGCAGUGCAUCGUGCUAUCUAGAUCUUUUGAGAAGAAUGCAUGAUGAUAGUUCCCCAAACCGUCUUGAGCGAAAACUAGAUGUUGAACGAAAGCUAAUACCGUUAACACAACAAAUAUUGAAACACUUCAAUUCAUUGGACCCCGAGUCACAAACACGGAAUAUUAACGCGUGGGCGCCUAUAGUGACUACAGUUUUAAAUGCAUAUGUCCACUUUAAAGAUGAUGAUCUUGUACGAUAUCUUCCUGACUUCUAUCCGGAAGCGAUUAAUCUAUUAUCACACAAUAUUACUGCUGCUGAAGUACGGACAGCAUUACAGAAAUUUCUUUUACGCACUGCCUCAUUGUAUAAUAUUAUUCCACCAACAACUUUAGAUUCCAGCACAAAUUCAUCACUAAAAUAG